AUGACGGAGCGUCUUUACGUGACUGUCAUCCAAACGUGUGCGUCACUGGCUGCAUGCUCUCUAUUCGCGAGUCUCAUACCGGAUAUUCGUGUUGUGCACCAGCAGAAAAGCACAGACAGUAUGCCAAGUUCCCUCCCAGUGUUGUCGAUGAUGGCAAACUGUGUUGCGUGGGGACUCUAUGGGUUACUUAUUGAUGAUUACUUCCCUCUCGUAGCCACAAACUUGAUUGGUUUAGCCUUCUCACUCUGUUAUCUCAUCGUAUACUACCAAAAUGAAAAAUACAAAAAGAGGCUGCGAUUGGAAAUAUUUGUAACAAUAUUGGUGUUACUGGGGCUCAUCUCGUAUCCGUCCGUUGCAGGUUUUGAGGGUGUGAAUGAAAGGACAAUACAAGAUGUCAGAGUGAUUCAAGAACGUAGCACGGAGCUACUUCCUCUGACGAUGGUUAUCGCUGGCGCAGUUAAUUGUGUGCUGUGGCUUGCUUAUGGAUUAUUGCUUGACAAUUUAUUUGUUGUUGUCCCCAAUGCCGCAAAUCUGCUUUUAGGCAUCAUGCAAUUGAUGCUCUUCUGCAUAUACCCACGUAGCCGAACUUACGACUCAGUGGAACCCUCUUCUUCUAAAGCCGAUUUAAAAAAUACUUCAAAUCAUGGCGAAGGGACGAAAAAGGGUUUUGAGAAAACCUCUACAAUUGAUACCGAUGAAGAAAUGAGCAGCGUGGACGAAGAAUCACAGGCAAAAAUUAUGACUUCAGAGCAAUCUACUGAGGUGAACAUUUCGAUUGAAGUCCAUCAAAAAGGCUGA
This is a messenger RNA of Plasmopara halstedii, 798 nucleotides long. Its product is annotated as 3-like protein. Gene Ontology annotation, biological process: carbohydrate transport. The record is from RefSeq and is a predicted model, not a curated record. Gene Ontology annotation, cellular component: membrane. NCBI's taxonomy places the organism in Eukaryota, Oomycota, Peronosporomycetes, Peronosporales, Peronosporaceae. Gene Ontology annotation, molecular function: sugar transmembrane transporter activity. Bases 1 to 798 code for a protein of 265 amino acids. The transcript has 2 exons.